UGGACAGACCCUUACUCGAUUCUCCCUAAUUGAUACACACUUGUAGUAGGAACCAUGUUUCAAUCAACUGCUGGUAUGUUGUUUUAAGGCCAGCUGCAGCAGAGACUUGUGUUAAAUGACCUACACACAUGAAAAUAACACGCCAGGAAAACAAAUGAGAGGAAAUCAAAAUCAGGAAACUACAAAGUCAAAAAAAUAAAAUGUAUUAAGGAUUAGAAAUCUGUGAACUAUUAGGACAUCGCAAGCAGUCGUGUACGUCCUGCAGCAUGAGGGCAUUAAGUAUGUAGACGUUGGUGAGCAAAAGAGCCCCCAGCCUGGGGUGCAGUGUUACCUGCUGCUAGAGUUACCUGCUCGGAGAGCCAGACCUCGCUGCUGCAGAGCGGACACAGAGCACCUUUGGUCAUUAAAUGGUUCACUUCUUUGGGUCCCGACCAUGCAGAUCUCUCUGUGCCGGUUGCGUGGCCACCAGUGGUGCUUCCUGCUCUUCAACGUGCUCCUGUUCCACGCCCUCCUGUUCGGGGCCGACCUGGUGGAGGAGUACCUGCUGCAGCCCACCCCCGGGGUGUACACCGACGCCCUGGUCCUCGAUGUGAGGGAGAGGGCCCGGAAGCUGGACAUGGAUCCCGCCCGGGACAACGUCUCCCAGGCCUACCCCAUCCCCAACCCCCGCGCCUGCCUCAACGCUGACCUCUUCCUCCUGGCGCUGGUCUUAAGCUCGCCGGCCAACAGCAGCCAGCGGGACGCAGUGCGCCGCUCCUGGGCCAAUCAGACCCGGGUCCAAGGCUUCCCCCUGCGGACCCUCUUCUUCGUGGGCUCCACCCAGACGGCGGCGGCGCAGGAGGCCGUGGUGAGGGAGUCGGAGCGGCACGGCGACCUGGUGCAGGGUAACGCGGUGGCUGACUCCUCUCCUCACGGGCCCAAGGAGGAGACGGUGCUGGUCCUGCGCUGGGUGGUUGCCUUCUGCCCCGGGGCCCGCUUCGUGCUGCUCACCAGGGAUUCUGUGUUUGUCAACCUGCUGGCCCUCGGGGGCUACCUGCUGGGGCUGCACCGGCACCCCGAGGACCUGUACCUGGGCCGGGUGAUCCAGAUGGAGGCCCCCAACCGGGACCCGGCGCGGCCCGGCUACCUUCCCGCCUCCCUGUACCCGGACAGGUACCUGCCCGACUACUGCGCCGGGGCGGCGUACGUCCUGUCCCAGGACGUGGUGCGCAAGGCCUACGUGGCGUCCGAGUCAAUCCGCGCGCCGGUACCCGCGGACGUGUACGUGGGUCUGUGCGCCCGGAAGGCCGGCGUGGUUCCCUCGCACAGCGCCCGGUUCUCCGGGGACAAGCAUAUCCGCUACAACCCUUGCUGCUACCGCUACCAGUUCAGCUCGGCGGGGAUGGACGGCGAGGAGCUGGCGGCGGUGUGGGCCGACCUGGGGCCCGCCGACGCCGGCUGCAGCCUCAUGAAGACCUACUACGGCCUCGUGGCGUGCAAGGUGCUCACCUACCUGGACAAGCUGUCCUUCUUCAGCUCCCAGGGAAACACUGACCCGGGGCCCGUCGCUGGGCAAUAGGUGUCUUGUGUGUGUGUGUGUGUGUGUGUGUGUGUGUGUGUGUGUGUGUGUG
This is a messenger RNA of Gadus morhua (Atlantic cod), 1610 nucleotides long. RefSeq names its product beta-1,3-galactosyltransferase 9 (gene b3galt9). Gene Ontology annotation, cellular component: Golgi membrane. Gene Ontology annotation, biological process: protein O-linked glycosylation. Bases 434 to 1558 code for a protein of 374 amino acids. NCBI's taxonomy places the organism in Eukaryota, Metazoa, Chordata, Actinopteri, Gadiformes, Gadidae. The record is from RefSeq and is a predicted model, not a curated record. Gene Ontology annotation, molecular function: hexosyltransferase activity. The transcript has 2 exons.